Aspergillus melleus is the source of this 981-nucleotide messenger RNA. Its product is annotated as DUF3712 domain-containing protein. Lineage: Eukaryota; Fungi; Ascomycota; Eurotiomycetes; Eurotiales; Aspergillaceae. The transcript has 4 exons. Gene Ontology annotation, cellular component: fungal-type vacuole membrane. The record is from RefSeq and is a predicted model, not a curated record. The coding region runs from base 1 to 981 and encodes 326 amino acids.
AUGGCAGGUGGAAAGCCCGAUGUGACCGAGGUGGGCGCGAUUGAUGUGCCGCCAGCUCCGAAACCUAGUUUCAAGUCCCGCGUCGCCGCUCAUUAUAAGCGCUGGUGGUGGGCGCAUGUCAUCGCUUUAAUCGUGGUCGUGCUGGUGGUCGUCCUUCCAGUGGUCUAUGUCGGUUACCCGAACAUCGCCCAGGGCGACAUCGAUGACUCGACUCUGGAAAUCACGUCAAUGGUCAUCAGUGACCCCUCUCCCGACUCCUUCCAAUUGAACCAGACACAGGUGCUCGGCAGCGACAGCCACUUCCAUCCCAAAAUCUAUGCUUUCGACGCCGACGUUAGUCUCUCGGGAACCGCCCCGUUCGCAAAGGUCCGAGUGCCCGAAGUCAAGGCCAAUGACGGGACCAUCAUCCCCGUCGAGCAGAAAUUGGACCUGAGUGAUGCGGAUGCGUUUGGCGACUUCGCGAAGGCAGUGAUGCUGAACGAGGAGAUUCACCUGAACAUCUACGGAAAACCCGAGUUGAAGCAGGGAAGCUUGCCUACGAUCACCGUCACGUAUAACAAGACCGUCACAAUGAAGGGUCUCAAUAAACUGGCCGGAUUCAAGCUGCUCGAUUUCCACGUCGGAAAGGCGGACUCGGAUGGCAACAACGGGCACGGCAAAGUGUCGAUCCCCAAUCCGUCCGUGAUGACCAUCACUAUGGGCAACGUUACUCUCGAUCUGUCGGUGGAAGGCACCAACAUCGGCCAGUCUUUCCUGAACGAUUUGGUAAUUCGGCCGGGGAACAACACCCUCGAUAUGAAGGCCAACGUAAGCUCUUCAAAGGUGGCCAAAUUCUUGCCGAAGUACAAGGACAAUAUCGUUCCCGUCGACAUCACCGGCAACUCCAGCGUGUAUCAUGGAAAGGACCUGCCAUACUUUGCUGCGGCCUUGGCGGCGAACAAACUGACCGUCGAUUUGAAUGUGCUGGAAGCAUUGUCCUAA